Messenger RNA from Syngnathus acus (greater pipefish), 1121 nucleotides. RefSeq lists its product as uncharacterized. NCBI's taxonomy places the organism in Eukaryota, Metazoa, Chordata, Actinopteri, Syngnathiformes, Syngnathidae. The transcript has 5 exons. Bases 35 to 994 code for a protein of 319 amino acids. The record is from RefSeq and is a predicted model, not a curated record.
CGUGUGGCAAUAAACGUGCUUGGCAAACAUCGUGAUGACUCUGAGCUCCCGCACUGGUGCGACAUGCUCGUUCAGCAUGCGUAUAUGCACUCCUGCAUAUACUGUACACACUCUCAUUCACUUUCUCUCUCCCUCUCCCUCCCAGGAAACAAAGAAGUGCUCCAGUCACUGGUCCAGAUUAAUAAUAAACACCGUUUCUCAUCACACUUUUUUGAUUGACACUUCAUUUCCUCCAGGUGACCGUAAACACGUUGACCUCCGCGUGUGUGUAGUGCGUGCGUGCGUGCGCGCGCGGCCGUGCGUGCGUGCGUUGGGGUUUUUUGCUUGCCCUAUUUUCAGGUGGGGGGGCGGAGGCUUUGUGUGUAUAAAAUGCGGCGUGUGCUCUGGUCUCACAUCACCUGCGCAUUUGCUCCUCUCUUCGCCAACUCUGUUUUUGAUAUUUCGCUCCAUCAUCAUGAAAGCGGUCGGCAUCGCAGCGCUCGUUUCCCUCCGCCUCCUUGGCGUGCUGGCGCUGCUCCUGAUCGGCUGCGUCCGGCGAGGGGAGGCGGGACCCGUCUUUCGGCCGCUCAGCCCAGUUUUGAGGAGUCCAAACACGUACCGGGCCGCAGAGGAAGUCUCGCUGCACGCUCAGCGCUCCGAGACGGAGGAGGAGUCAAACGUCAGGCUGAACGUUCCGGUGGCGGACGAGGAGGAGCACGUGGUGGUCUGCUGCCUGCACAGCAACAUCCUGGACUUCUACCUGAAGGACGUCUUCGACGGCCUCGACGACCGGCAUCCCAGAAUGCACCAGCUGCACUCGGACCUCAGCAGAGCCGGCCAAGACCUCAAAGAGCACGGAUGCAAUGCGCCGCACUACCAAGACCACCGGCACGUGGUGCAGUUCCGCGACAAGCUGGCCCAGAUGGACAGCAGUCGUGGCCUGAAAAAGGCCUUGAGCGAGGUGAACAUUCUCUUCACGUAUCUACAUGACAACUGCGUGAGCGCCGCCCGCUGACGCACACAACCAACUACCACAACUAUGACUACUUUAUUUAUUGGCCUUACUAUUUAUGUGGCUGUUACCAUGGAGACAUGUGUUACAGUACUGACAUUUCAAAUAAACUUGCUUCUUUCAACAACAA